AUGAAGGGUAGGAAUAAUCUCUGUAUGAUAUUCUAUGAAUGGAAUAUCGAUGGAUUAUCUGACUAUCUGAUAAUGAAUGUUGUCAAUGAGAUGAUGAUGGCCGCAGGCGCGUAUAAAUUACAACGCCAUAAAUCCGACCAUCAGAUAGCUCAAGUUUUGGUAACCGGAUUUACUGGGCAACUCAAAGAUUGGUGGGACAAAUAUCUCGAUGAAACAACCCGCCAACAGAUAUUAAACCACUAUGUCAUUAGGCCAACUACUCAAAUUAUCAAAGAAGAAGGUCCAUCAACUAGGACGGAAGUACAACAUGAAAGAGUAGAGGAUGCUGUCAACACCCUCAUAUAUACCCUCAUAGAAUUCUUCGUCGGCGACCCUCUGAAAUACCAGGAGAGAUCCGCCGAGAUACUCAUGAAUCUGAAAUGCCCUACCUUAGGUGAUUUCAGGUGGUACAAAGACAUGUACUUCAGCAAAGUUCUUAUUAGAACAGAUAGUUCGUUGGAAUUCUGGAAAGAGAAUUUCGUCAAUGGACUACCAAAACACUUUUCAAGGAGGAUCAAAGAUGGUCUUAAGACAAAAAAAGAGCUUGGUAGAUUUUGCGAUCAAUAUGGAUGCAAGGGAAUAGAAGCUCCCUCAACCUCCAGACGAAAGAAGGUUAAGACGCAUCCAAAACCUUAUCAUUCAUACAGGCCUAGAGAAACAUAUCGGAGUAAGCCCGUGCAGUCUCAGAAGCCAACAUAUUCAAGAAGGAAGUAUAUUCCUACAAAAACCCAUAGAGGAAAGAAAAAGCAAACUUGCUUCAAAUGUCGUGAAGAAGGACACUAUGCUAACAAGUGUCCAAUCAGAGGAAAGAUCAAUGAGUUGGAUAUAGAUCAAGAGCUGAAAAAUCAGCUAUUACGACUAACCCUAACCGACUCAGAGCAAUCGAGCAAGGGAGAAAUCCUCAAACUCCAAGAAGAAUCUGAUUAUAUUCUAGCACAGAAUACGAAUCAGAACAAGAAGGAAAAAGGACGUGCGAAGGAUGCAUAA
Molecule: messenger RNA, 1026 nt
Organism: Cucurbita moschata (crookneck pumpkin)
Lineage: Eukaryota; Viridiplantae; Streptophyta; Magnoliopsida; Cucurbitales; Cucurbitaceae
Exons: 2
Coding region: 1-1026 (341 amino acids)
Molecular function (GO): nucleic acid binding; zinc ion binding
Source: RefSeq, a predicted model, not a curated record